GAUUCGAAAUUUAGACUCUGCUGAUGACAUGGUGGUGCAACUCCGGGUUAACGAAAGCAAAAUAUUUAUUGGAAUCUGGCCAUAUUCACUGAAUUUCGACGAUAUUGCAUCACGCAUUUGAAUGCAUAUUAAAUAUAUGUAGAAAGAGUAACUUGUACAGCUCAAGUGACUGACAGUUGAGGAGUAACAGAUCUGUAAAAUGGCAGCAAGGGUGGAGAUGGAGAAUGGGGAGAAUCUAUUCUCCCCGGAGGAAGAGAAAGAUGUGGAUAUGUCUUCUGUUGUUGGCAAGGCACAUUUAGUAAGUCCAAACAACGAGGAAUAUGACAUCAUUGUGGACACAAUCAAAGAGAGACUUGAUGAAGGCCAGGGAGAAACCAUAUAUGAAAUUGGCACAGGAGAGGGGGAUUCUCCGGGCCUCUCACCAGAAGACAUGCAGGCAUCCAUAGCUACACUGAAAAGUAUAGCAGAAUCUCUACACCUAGAAAUGGUGCAGCUACGUGAGAGAAAAGAAGGCGAGGGGCUAGUGACAGAGUAUUUACUGAGAAAGACACUAGAUAAUGAUGACUUCAUGGAAGUCAGGGUUGCAGUUGUUGGCAAUGUAGAUGCAGGAAAAAGUACAUUACUGGGCGUUUUGACUCAUGGUGACCUUGACAAUGGGCGUGGCAUGGCCAGACAGAGGCUCUUUCGACACAAACAUGAGAUGGAGUCUGGGCGUACCAGCAGUGUAGGCAAUGAUAUUCUGGGCUUUGAUGCAGCUGGACAUGUUGUAAACAAACCUGACCAUGGAAACCUAGACUGGAUCAAAAUUUGUGAAAAGUCAUCUAAGGUAAUCACAUUUAUUGAUCUGGCGGGUCAUGAAAAGUAUCUGAAGACCACAGUGUUUGGGAUGACAGGACAUGCACCAGACUUUGCCAUGUUGAUGGUUGGAUCCAAUGCUGGUGUGAUAGGAAUGACCAAGGAGCACCUGGGUCUGGCUUUGGCCCUGAACGUCCCUGUAUUUGUUGUUGUGACAAAAAUAGACAUGUGUCCCCCCAAUGUGCUACAAGAAACAUUAAAAAUGUUACAGAGGAUUCUCAAGUCCCCAGGGUGUAGGAAGAUCCCCGUUAUUGUACAAAACACAGAUGAUGUUGUGUGUUCAGCAACUAAUUUCACAUCUGAAAGAAUGUGUCCAAUAUUUCAAGUGUCAAACGUAACAGGAGAAAACCUUGAUUUAUUAAAAAUGUUCCUUAAUCUCUUAUCGACACGGUUAAAAUCGGAGAUCUCAGCACCAGCAGAAUUCCAGAUAGAUGACACAUUCUCAGUACCGGGUGUUGGAACCGUUGUAUCAGGGACUCUACUUCAGGGCAUGAUUAAACUGAAUGACACGUUACUACUGGGACCCGAUGCCCUCGGACAUUUCCAGCCAAUCACUGUCAAGAGCAUUCAUCGUAAACGUAUGCCUGUACGAGAGGUCAAGGGAGGUCAAACAGCAUCAUUCUCACUCAAAAAGGUUAAAAGGUCAUCAAUACGAAAAGGAAUGGUGAUGGUUUCUCAGAAACUAGAGCCAAAGGCCUGCUGGGAGUUUGAAGGAGAAAUUUUGGUUCUACAUCAUCCAACAACAAUAAGUGUGCGGUACCAGGCUAUGGUACAUGUGGGAAGUGUUCGCCAAACAGCCACCAUAAUGAACAUGACCAAAGAACACUUACGAACGGGUGAUAAGUCAAUAGUAAGGUUCCGCUUCAUUAAGAAUCCUGAGUAUUUAAAGACUGACAUGCGUAUGGUGUUUAGAGAGGGAAGAACAAAGGCCAUUGGCAACAUAACAAAACUCUAUCCACAUGUCAGUGCAGUAGCUCAGAACACGCGACAACAGCGGGCAGCCAAGAAAGCGCAGGAGGCAAACCACCAGGUCCAUCCACAAAACGAACCGCAGAAACCCAGUAAAAAACGCAGAACGCGGAACAGCAGCAAAAACCUAGACAUGGAGGAAUCCAAAGAAAACGUUCCAUCAUCAAGUUCAGUCCAGGAAGUGACAGUUCAGUCGUGAAUCAAAACUGAGUGGGUAUUCAUGGUAUUCUCUUACGUCAAGUUUCUGUAUGGCAGUUAGCAUACCUGAAAAUAUCAGGAUUUCCAAUUUCAUGUUUGCUUGUGACUUAUAGCAUUCAUUAAGUUUUGCAGCCAAAAACAUCUUAUUAAGUGAGACUUGCAGCUAAUUUAAUAAGCAUUGAUUUUUAGAUUUACUUAUCAAGUCAAAUUUUUACAUGUGAAUGCUGCGAAGAUUUUUAAAUUCAUCAAUAUAUUUAGAGUUAUUUUUAAAGAAAGUUUUGGGUGAAAUAAUUUGAAACACUGAAUGUACCUAUGAGUUGUUAACAGCAGUAUUUCAAUAUCUUAGAAAGUGGUCACAGACAUAUAAUUUCACUCUGGAUUGCAAGCAAGGUUCUAGAACUAUUCUAGUGCAUGUAUUAAAUGAAAAUAUUCUUGUGUGAAAUUACCUAAAACAUAUAGCAGAGGAUAAACAAAGAACAUAAUUAAUUACCUGGAACAAAUAGAAUGUACACUUUUCAAUUUUAAAUGUCAAUGUUUUUUUAAGAAAUCUUAUUUUAAAAAGAUGACUGAAUUGAAUUUUUCUCAAUUUUUACUGGGUUUGUUAAUUAAAAGAUAAAUCUA
This is a messenger RNA of Saccostrea cuccullata (small rock oyster), 2643 nucleotides long. Its product is annotated as GTP-binding protein 1-like. Gene Ontology annotation, biological process: translational elongation. The record is from RefSeq and is a predicted model, not a curated record. Gene Ontology annotation, molecular function: GTP binding; GTPase activity; translation elongation factor activity. The transcript has 11 exons. The coding region runs from base 200 to 2023 and encodes 607 amino acids. NCBI's taxonomy places the organism in Eukaryota, Metazoa, Mollusca, Bivalvia, Ostreida, Ostreidae.